GACAGUGAUAAAUACGCCGACCUCUUGGUUUUCGGAUAUGCCUGCAAACUGUUUCCAGACGACGAAAGGGCUCUUUACCACGAACAUGGAAAGCAUCUUAUCCCAUGGAUGGGGGACAAGAGCAUCAUGAUUGAUAGGUCGGUUGAACAAUCUUAGACCGAAACAUUAUGCUAACCAUCUAUCCUGUCCGCUAGCCUGUUUCAAAGGGACCACAUGGAGUUUGUCUUGCAGACGCUUGGAAAUACCUGUACUGACGACCAAUGUGUUUAUUUCUUUGCCUGCUAACUUGUUUUGUUUUUCUGUGGAUGUUCCUGAACUGACUACAAAUGGUAUUUUAAGUUUCUAGAACACAUGCGAAGAUGCAACUACCUGCCUUUGCUGACAUGAGCCUUGAAGUGUAGCUGUCCACUCAGUUCAUGAGGGACAGCAGCUGAAACUAAUGCAACAUUUAGUGGGCAAAGUUUAAUAAAACCACUGCAGAACAACACAAAGCUUCACAAUCUUAAAGAAAAGUUGAUGACAGUUGUGUUUGACUGCAUUAGUUUGUGCUGUGUACCUCCUAAACUGACAGUAGGUCUUUUUUUAGAUGUAAAUAAUCACAUUUACUACGUAGGUUAGCUUUAAGGUGGUGUUUGCAUCUUGGCAUGUUGGGAGAAUUUCCUCUGGAAACUUUUAAUCCGAGGCAUACGUACUUGAUACCUUUAAAAUAAAACGACAGUCAAAAAUGGAGUGUGACACAGAAGAUGUCUCAUGCUUUCUGUCCUUUUUUUUUCCAAAUUGACUUUUGCCCGAAAACACCAACGUGUACGCAAAGCAGUUCACCUGGGAUUUAAUUUUGCUGUGCUGAUAUCCUAAAGGCCAGAGCAAAUUCUAACCAAGACUAAAGUUACUGCAGUUAAGGUGAUUUAAAAUAUCACAAUGCUGAUUUGACUAAAAAGGUGCUGUCAGCCUUUCUACAGAACGUCGCUGCAUGCGAUGGGGUGAUGUUUUAUUGCCACAUCUAUGCAGUAAGCAGUUGUAACCAAAUUCCAAUAGUGCAUUUAUUCUUUUGAAUCACCUUGAUCUGCAGUGGCCCCAACUUGUGUUUCAUUUGUACAGCCUUUUGUAUGUGUGUCUUUAUCACAUAACCCAGUUUUUCCCCCAGCAAGGUAGGCUAAGGGGUCCUGCCUAACCCCGAAUGCCAACCACAGGACCCCAUUUCUUUGCCUUCAUGAAGAAACUGCAACUGAGAGGUGGCGUAGAGGGACGAACCCUGGAAAAUGUCGUCCAUUUGGGUUCUUACGGAUAGAUACGAUGGGCGUGGUCACUUACAUGACCUCUCAGAGUAUGACAGUGGGUCAUGGAAUACAUCCUACCAGCUGUCGGAGGAAGAGGACAGGAUUGAGGCGCUGUGCGAUGAGGAGCGGUACCUGGCUCUGCACACUGACCUGCUGGAAGAGGAAGCAAGACAAGAGGAGGAGUACAAACGUCUGAGUGAGGCUCUGGCUGAUGAAGGCUCGUACAAUGCGGUGGCUUUCAAAUACAGUGCUGACUACUAUGACCCCUCUCAGCCCACAGAAGAGGAGGAUGCCAACAGGGAAACCGUAGAAGAGGCAGAGCCAGAGGAGAGUGAGGAACCGUUUGUUGCUCCCCCAGGGCUUGCUAUCCCUCCUGAUGUGGAACUGCCGGCAACCAUCAAGACCCAUAACAUCAUCGAGAGGACAGCCAACUUCGUGUGUCAGCAGGGGGCUCAGUUUGAGAUAGUUCUGAAAGCUAAGCAGGCCAGUAACUCCCAGUUUGACUUUCUUCGCUUUGACCAUUACUUGAACCCCUAUUACAAACACAUCCUACGGGCCAUGAAGGAAGGUCGAUACAACCUUGUCUCCGCCAGCAAGCAAGAACAGUCUCAGGACUCCCACUCGGAUGAUUCAGACGAGGAUGGGGAUGGCAGUUACCUACAUCCCAGUCUGUUUGCCCCCAAAAAGUGCUCUCGCCUGGAGGAGCUGGUGAAGCCUCUAAAAGUAAUGGACCCAGACCAUCCUCUAGCAGCACUUGUACGAAAAGCCAGGCAAGAAAAAAAUGGCACUGCAGCAAUGGCAACCAAACCAGAGGAAGUGCCAGACCCAGCUGCCUCUGGCACUCCAGCGCAGUACACUACUGACCCAAAUGCUGCAGCAAUGUACUAUGGGUACUACAUGCUUCCCGAUGGAACAUUCUGCUUGGCCCCGCCACCCCCAGGGAUAGAUGCCAGCUCUUACUACAACACUAUGCCCACAGCUGUCAUGGCUCCCCCUACAUCAUCUGGGGCAAUGCCUAAUCUGGCAACUACACCCACCCCCUCUGAAACUACCGCCAUGGCACCACCAGCUACAGCCCCUUCUCAGAUCACCAGCUCUGCCGCUCCUGCUGUUGUACCAGAACCCAGUUUGAAACCGCAAGCUCAAGUUUCCACGCAAGCACCACAAGCCAUCAUUCCCCCACCGCCUGACAUCCAGCCAGUCAUAGACAAGCUGGCUGAGUAUGUUGCAAGAAAUGGUCUCAAGUUUGAAGCCAGUGUCCGUGCCAAGAAUGAUCCACGGUUUGACUUUCUGCAGUCUUGGCAUCAGUACAACACCUAUUACGAGUUUAAGAAGAAUUACUUCAUGCAGAAGGAAGGAAAAUGCUUGCUAGAGAGUGAGGCAGUGGAUGAUGACGAUGAUAAUCUUCAAUCAGACGCGUCAUUGUCAGAGUCCAGGCUGACAAAAGCUUCUUUUGCACCCAUCUGUUUUGCCAUCAAGGCAAAGGAAAAUGACAUGCUACCACUGGAGAAGAAUAGAGUUCGAUUAGACGAUGACUCAGACGAGGACAAGUUGCUGGAAGAUCAAGGGUUGGAAGCUGUGAUGGACGGUGCAAACAUGGCUGACAAGGAGCCUCCUCCAAUCAGUGUGGUAGAAGAGAAGAGACCCUCUCUCAGUUUGGAAGAGUUGGAGGCAAAACAAGCCAAGCAGAAACUGGAGGAUCGUCUAGCAGCUGCAGCCAGGGAGAAGCUGGCCCAGGCAUCUAAGGAGUCCAAAGAGAAACAGCUACAGGCGGAGAGGAAGAGGAAAGCAGCGCUCUUCCUACAAACCCUCCGCGGGCCCUUUGCUGGGGAGCCUGAGGCCAAGAGAGCUGAGCUAGAUGCAUCUGCACAGCUUGAGAUGCAAGAAGCCCUCUCUAUUCUGUCGGACUCUGCACCUCCUCAGAUGUCCUCUGCGCCACCUUCAUAUCCUCAGGAACAAAGGCCUGCCGCGGAGAGCCAAGGAGCCCAUCGCAGCAGGGAGGCCCCAUCCUCCUCCUCCUCCUACACCACCUCCAGAGGACGAGACAGAGAACGAGACCGCGACAAAGACAGAGAUAGAGAUAGAGAUAGAGACAGAGACAGAGAUAGGGACAGAGAUAGAGACCGAGACAGAGAGAGGGACAGAGACAGAGACAGGAACAAAGGGAGGGACAAAGAUAAAAAGAAGAAAAAACACAAGAGGAGGUCGAGGUCAAGGUCGAAGUCGAAGUCAAAGAGCAAACACUCUCUUCCCAGUGCCUACAGGAGAAACCGCAGGUCCCGAUCCCGCUCACACUCCCCGGGGAGAAGGGACAGGAGGGGCCCCUCAUCAGAAAGGAGACGUGAAGAGAGAGAACGGGACCGCUAUCAUCCCAGCAGUAGCUCCAGCCUGCCCAGGGGGCAUUCGAGAUCCAGGUCCCCUCCUGACAAAAGGAAGAGCUCCUUGUCAUCCUCAGGACAGAUGCAAACUGUGGGUUCCUCGCUUUCUCCAUAUUGCUCACCCAGCAGAGUUUUGUCUCCAUCAGCUAGCCCCGCCUCCAGCCUGACCCACUCGAGGGGUGGUUCUCUGGAAAAAGACAAGGCAGUGUCCUCAUCCAUAGUAUCCUCUGUUCAGUCCAAAAUAACUCAGGAUCUGAUGGCCAAAGUGCGAGCCAUGCUUGCCACCUCCAAGACCUUUCAUCCUCCCAAUUCUUAAACAGGGCAUGGCUUUCUUCUAACGUCUGGCAUCCUCGGCCUUUUGGCGAGCGGCAUUCUCCAAUUUCCUGGAGAUUUAUUCGGCCUGGAUCUGUUUAAUCUCCCCGUGUUAAUCCUUGAUUUGUUAUUUCAUCUCGAUUUGAGUGUCAACAGAUUCAGUUUGGCUACAUGAUGUCUUCCGCAGCAUCGUGAGAGUAAAGGCAGUCAUUGAGCUGGAAUAUCUGGUUUCACACCUGACCUGAGAAAAGUCAUCAGCUGGGAGAUCAGGUCUGCAGUUGACAUGUUUUGGUUCAGGGAGAAUCAAAUGUGGAAG
Larimichthys crocea (large yellow croaker) is the source of this 4283-nucleotide messenger RNA. RefSeq names its product splicing factor SWAP (gene sfswap). The coding region runs from base 1260 to 3971 and encodes 903 amino acids. The record is from RefSeq and is a predicted model, not a curated record. NCBI's taxonomy places the organism in Eukaryota, Metazoa, Chordata, Actinopteri, Sciaenidae. Gene Ontology annotation, biological process: RNA processing; mRNA 5'-splice site recognition. The transcript has 19 exons. Gene Ontology annotation, molecular function: RNA binding.